This is a messenger RNA of Nicotiana attenuata, 2347 nucleotides long. Its product is annotated as protein LEO1 homolog. NCBI's taxonomy places the organism in Eukaryota, Viridiplantae, Streptophyta, Magnoliopsida, Solanales, Solanaceae. Gene Ontology annotation, biological process: positive regulation of transcription elongation by RNA polymerase II; transcription elongation by RNA polymerase II. The record is from RefSeq and is a predicted model, not a curated record. Gene Ontology annotation, cellular component: Cdc73/Paf1 complex; nucleus. Gene Ontology annotation, molecular function: RNA polymerase II C-terminal domain phosphoserine binding. The transcript is spliced from 12 exons. The coding region runs from base 156 to 2066 and encodes 636 amino acids.
UUCGAAUACAGGUGUGAUAUUACUCAGCUUCACAGUUUCUAAGAGGCGUUACAAAACAGUCUCAGCAACUCAGAUAGAAAAAAGCCAAAAAAGCACCGAAUUGAAGAGAAAAAGAGAGAGUGAAGCAAAGAGGAAGAAGAGAGCAAAGAGGAGCGAUGGUAGGAGAAGAGAAGAGGCAUCAGAUGAUGCAAAACCUAUUCGGAGACCAAUCCGAAGAGGAAGAAGAAGAAGAAGAGGAGGUUGAAUCCGAACACGAAUCCAACCGUCAACCCGAUUACGCUUCGGAUGAUGGGGAUGGAGGACUGGAGCCAGAAGGAGAAGGUGAAGCCGAUGUUGAAGGUGAAGGGGAAGUAGAAGUGGAAGGCCAAGGGGAGGCUGAGAUGGAGAGUGAAGGUGAAAUGCAAGAUGUUGAUCCUGGUCACGGAGAGAGUGAGGGUGAAAGAGAUCAGAGUUCUCAGGAAAUAGAGGUUGGUGAUCAGAAGGUAGAAAGUGAAGGAAGAGACUCAGAGAGUGAUGAAAAAGAAGAAUAUGGUCAAAGAGUAGUGACUAGUAGGAGGAGGGAAGUAAUUGACAGUGAAUCGGAAAGAUCUGAGGAAAAUCGAUUUGGUGACAAUGAAGACGAGGAAGUAAAUCAAGCAAGAAGUCCAAGUAGGUCCCCUGGGGAAGAGAAAGAUGAGGCUCACAUAUCCUCUGCCCCAGAGAUUCGUGACGUGUUUGGGGAUUCAGAGGACGAAGAAGAGGCUGAUUAUGUUGUUCAGGAUCAAAUUGACGAGGAGCAAAAUAUAUCCCCUAUGGAAGAAGAAACUAGCUAUGGGAAAGUUAGGCCAGAAGAUAUUAUACCUGAAGAUGAUGGCGGAUACGAGUCUGAAGAAGAGCAAGUGGAAUCUAAAACUAAGGAAAAACCAGUUGGGCCCCCAUUAGAGCUGGAGAUUCCAUUGCGUCCACCUCCAGCUUAUUCAGAUAAGAUGAACUUGAUCAAGGUUUCUAACAUAAUGGGCAUUGAUCCUAAGCCCUUUGAUCCUGAGACAUAUGUUGAAGAGGACGUCUUUGUGACUGAUGAAUCUGGAUCUAAGAAACGCAUCAGCUUAGUUAAUAACAUUGUUCGAUGGAGGAAAGUUAAAAAGCCCGAUGGAACAACAACUGUAGAAAGCAAUGCACGCUUUGUGGAAUGGUCUGAUGGCAGUGUACAAUUAAUGAUUGGAAAUGAAGUUCUGGACAUGUCUGUGCAAGAUGCCCAGCAUGAUCAAGCACACCUGUUUCUUAGACAUGGAAAGGGAAUACUACAAUCACAAGGGAGAAUUUUAAGAAAGAUGAGGUUUAUGCCUUCAUCCUUGACAUCAAACUCUCACCGUCUAUUGACUGCCCUUGUUGAUUCACGUCAUAAGAAGGUAUACAAAGUGAAGAACUGUUUCACUGACAUUGACCCUGAGAGGGAGAAAGAGCAAAAGGAGAAGGCUGAAAGCCAAACAAUCAGAGCAAAUGUAAUCCUCAACCGGAAAAAGGAGAAGGUCAACCGUAAAUACAUGCCUGCUGUACGUAGGGAGCGCCAACUCUCUCCUGGUUUCUUAGAGGAUGCGCUUGAGGAGGAAGAGGAUACUGAUUACUAUGACUCUCGACGGUCUGCUGCUCGACGUCGCUUUGAAGAAGAUCUAGAAAUGGAAGCUCAAGCGGAGAAACGAAUCAUUAAUGCGAAAAAGAAAGAUAUUCCAAGACAAACAUCAUUGUCUGCUUCAAAACAUUCUCGGUGCCCUAUUGAUUUCGAAGAUAGCGAGAAAGAGGAGUCUGAGUAUGAAACUGAAGAGGAGGAAGAGGAAGAAGAGAGGUCUCCCCCACGUAGAAGGGAUGUGCAGGAGGAGCAGGAAUAUGAAGAAGAGGAAGAGCGUGAUCAGGGCGAGGAGGAAGAGGCAUAUGAAGAGUCAGAAGAGGAGGCUGAGGAGCCAAAGCAAAAUGCUAGGGAAUCAGCACCAAGUAAGCGGAAAGGGAUUGAGUCGGAUGAAGAAUCUCCUCCAAGGAAGACGACAACUCAUCGGAGAAUGGCAAUUGUUUAUGACAGUGAGGAAGACUAAAAUGUAAUUGCAUGGAAUCUGAGACAGGCAAAUUUGCACAGAAGAUUGUCGCAGGAUGGAAAGAGGCAUCAAGUGCCUGAAUGUUGUUCAAUUAUACAUCACCAACCUACCUUAGAUUUAUACUUUCAGAUGUCUUUCUUAUGCUGAAAUUGCUGAAGAGCCGUAGCAGAACUGAUGUUACCUUUUUUUCCCCAAUAUGUUGGAAUAGUUUUUUAAGAUGGAUAUAACCUGGUUUCUUAUCAGCUACCUAUUUAUAGAUGAAGCUUGAAACUUAGUAGCUU